Zygosaccharomyces rouxii is the source of this 756-nucleotide messenger RNA. RefSeq names its product ubiquinone biosynthesis protein COQ9 (gene COQ9). The record is from RefSeq and is a predicted model, not a curated record. The transcript has a single exon. Gene Ontology annotation, biological process: ubiquinone biosynthetic process. Lineage: Eukaryota; Fungi; Ascomycota; Saccharomycetes; Saccharomycetales; Saccharomycetaceae. Gene Ontology annotation, molecular function: lipid binding. The coding region runs from base 1 to 756 and encodes 251 amino acids. Gene Ontology annotation, cellular component: mitochondrial inner membrane.
AUGUUUAAGCGUCUUUGUCAAGUUUCUCUACGUCGAUACCACCCAUCUAAAGGGGAACAUUUGAAUUCAAGUCGACUAGGUCCCCUAAACUACGGUCUAGAUUCUCCUCAAUAUGCAGUAUUAUCUCACGCUCUUAAGGUUUCAGUACCUGUGGUAGGGUUUAAUGAAAGAGCCAUUGUUCAUUCUUUGAACCAGCUGAAUUAUCCAUCUACCAUGCUGAGUGUUAUUGGUGCUUCUAAUUCACCCUCGUUGUUGCAUUCAUCGCCAGCUGUAAUGGAACUGGUUAAGUUCCAUCUAGUGCAGAAGAGGUUGCAACUCUCACAAGAUUUGUCCAGUGAGGAGAAACCUAGCUUAGAAGAUCUAUUCAUCAAAAGACUCGAAUUGAACGUCCCUAUAGCUGGUCAUCUUUCACAAUUGCUAUCGCAUGUGUCGGUUCCAGGGCCUUUCACAGUGGACACUGCACUGCCAGAGUUACAUAGAUUGUCUGACGAUCUAAUCUACUACUCGAAUGAGAAAGAUCACCACGAUUUUGCAUGGUAUUCCAAGAGAUUGGGUAUUAGUUGUGCGUACGUGAGCAGUGAACUGUUUAUGGCUCAAGAUAAGUCACACAAUUAUGAGGAAACGUUUCAAUUUGCUAGAGAUAAAUUACAACGUACCAUGCAAUUGGGUGAAUAUUACAACAAUACUGAAGAAUGGCUAUGGUAUACACUUCUGAAUUCGAUUAACUUGGCAAAAUCACAAAUGGCCAGGGGCUGA